Molecule: messenger RNA, 1885 nt
Organism: Oncorhynchus masou masou (cherry salmon)
Lineage: Eukaryota; Metazoa; Chordata; Actinopteri; Salmoniformes; Salmonidae
Product: monocyte to macrophage differentiation factor 2-like
Exons: 7
Coding region: 97-798 (233 amino acids)
Cellular component (GO): membrane
Molecular function (GO): pore-forming activity
Source: RefSeq, a predicted model, not a curated record
UUUGUGUUCAGACGCACAGGGAAAUCCGUUGCAGCCUCGCUAGUUGAGAACAGUAACGGGGGCAAGUGAAACAGAUAAAUACAUGUUGUCGCCGGUAUGGACUUUAAGAAGAGCCGAUAUGGAAGGUUCAUGAAUGGCAGAGUUCCAUCCAGUAGGAGAUACCAGCCUACAGACUACGAACACGCUGCCAACUGUGCCACACAUGGACUCUGGAUCAUCCCCAGCCUGGUGGGCGGGUCUGUACUCUACUUCCUGUCUGUGGACCAAUGGCAGGCUGCUGCUGCCUGGUUGUACGGGGCGGGGCUUAGUGGUCUAUUCAUCUCCUCCACUCUGUUCCACACCGUGGCCUGGAAGAUCAGACACCUCCGUAGAGUGGAGCAGCGUUUCCACAUGUGUGACAGAAUGGCCAUCUACUUCUUCAUCGCUGCUUCCUACACCCCCUGGUUGAUGCUGAGGGAGUUGGGUCCGUGGUCGAGUCACAUGCGAUGGAUUAUCUGGAUCAUGGCAGUUAUCGGCUCCACAUACGUCUUCUACUUCCACGAGAGGUAUAAACUGUUGGAGUUACUAGGAUACGUGGCCAUGGGGGCGGGGCCUGCACUUGUCAUCCUGUCCAUGGCGGACAGGGCAGGUUUGUGUGAGCUGGCGGUGGGUGGGAUUUUCUACGUAGUGGGUGUGGCCUUCUUUAAGAGCGAUGGAGUCGUCCCAUUCGCUCACGCCAUCUGGCACCUGUUCGUUGCCAUGGGAGCAGCUACACACUACUACGCUAUCUGGAGACACCUGUACACACCUGGACACUGAGACACACCUACCGUGGUGCUAGCUAAACAGGGAUCUGGUCCUGUACACACCUGGACACUGAGACACACCUACCGUGGUGAUAACUAAACAGGGAUCUGGUCCUGUACACACCUGGACACUGAGACACACCUACCGUGGUGAUAACUAAACAGGGAUCUGGUCCUGUACACCUGGACACUGAGACACACCUACCGUGGUGCUAGCUAAACAGGGAUCUGGUCCUGUACACACCUGGACACUGAGACACACACCUACCGUGGUGAUAACUAAACAGGGAAUUGAAGGAUCUCUGUCCAAUUAGAGACAGGAAUCAGGGAAUUGAAGGAUCUCUGUCCAAUUAGAGACAGGAAUCAGUCAACUACCAGAAGGAUCUCUGUCCAAUUAGAGACAGGAAUCAGUGAACUGAAGGAUCUCUGUCCAAUUAGAGACAGGAAUCAGUGAACUGAAGGAUCUCUGUCCAAUUAGAAACAGGAAUCAGUGAACUGAAGGAUCUCUGUCCAAUUAGAGACAGGAAUCAGUGAACUGAAGGAUCUCUGUCCAAUUAGAGACAGGAAUCAAUGAAUUACCAUAAAGAUCAUCAAGGACAAGAACCACCCGAGCCACUGCCUGUUCACCCCGGUAUCAUCCAGAAGGCGAGGUCAGUACAGGUGCAUCAAAGCUGGGACCGAGAGACUGAAAAACAGCUUCUAUCUCAAGGCCAUCAGACUGUUAAACAGCCACCACUAACAUUGAGUGGCUGCUGCCAACACACUGACUCAACUCCAGCCACUUUAAUAAUUCAAAAUUGAUGAAAAAUGUAUCACUAGUCACUUUAAACAAUGCCACUUAAUAUGUUGAUAUGGGUUAUAUAUGGCCGUUCGGCCAUCGCUCAUCCAUAUAUCUUUAUGUACAUAUUCUUUACCUUAUACACACAAGUGUAAAGGGAUAGUAGUUUUGGAAUUGUUAGGUUAGAUUACUCGUUGGUUAUUACUGCAUUGUCGGAACUAGAAGCACAAGCAUUUCGCUACACUCGCAUUAACAUCUGCUAACCAUGUGUAUGUGACCAAUAAAAUUUGAAUUGGAUCUCUGUCCAAUUAGAAAACAGGAA